Molecule: messenger RNA, 9570 nt
Organism: Sus scrofa (pig)
Lineage: Eukaryota; Metazoa; Chordata; Mammalia; Artiodactyla; Suidae
Gene: RAD54L2
Product: RAD54 like 2
Cellular component (GO): nucleus
Molecular function (GO): ATP binding; ATP hydrolysis activity
Source: RefSeq, a predicted model, not a curated record
CGGACCGCCAGCGGAGGCUGCGAGCGCCGCCGCCGGAGAAGACCGACGCUCAGCUAGAGCCAGCCCGUGGCGCCCGGGCCUGGCCAGCUGCUUUCCUCCAACCCCGCCGCCGCUGCUGCAGGCACUGCAAAGGCGGGCACAGCGGAACGCUAGGCCAGUCGGCCCUGCCCGGCCCGGCGCGGCCCGGAGCAGCGGCGCGGGAGGACCUCUGCAGUGGACCAUGAGACGGUAAUGUCCACUGAGGACUUCUGGGAGCCAUGUCAGACGAAUCCGCCUCAGGGAGCGAUCCAGACCUGGACCCAGACGUGGAGCUGGAGGAUGCGGAAGAGGAGGAGGAGGAGGAGGAGGAGGUGGCAGUGGAGGAGCAUGGCAGGGAUGAUGAGGAAGACCUGCUGGAUGACCCAUCCCUGGAAGACAUGUGUGGCACUGAGUGUGCCCAGCUGGGGGAAGAUGGGCAGCGGCCACCGCGGUGCACUUCAACUACCUCAUCUCAGUCUGAGCCUUCAGAGCAGCUUAGGCGCCACCAAGGCAAGAGCCUAGCCUCCGAGGACCCCAAAAAGAAGAGAGCUCAGAAGCCCUCCCACAUGCGGAGAAACAUACGAAAGCUGCUCCGGGAGGAUCAAUUGGAGCCAGUUACCAAAGCGGCACAACAGGAAGAAUUGGAAAGGAGGAAACGCCUGGAGCAGCAGAGGAAGGAUUACGCAGCCCCCAUUCCCACCGUUCCCCUGGAGUUUCUUCCCGAGGAAAUUGUCCUAAGAGCAAGUGAUGGUCCCCAAUUGCCUCCCCGGGUCUUGACCCAAGAGGUCAUUUGUUUGGACAGUAGCAGUGGCAGUGAGGAUGAAAAAAGCAGUCGAGAUGAGGUGAUUGAACUGAGCUCUGGAGAGGAGGACACUCUACACAUCGUGGACAGCAGUGAGUCUGUCAGUGAGGAGGAUGAGGAAGAGGAGAAGGGUGGCACCCAUGUGAAUGAUGUCUUAAAUCAGCGCGAUGCUCUGGGGCGGGUCCUCGUCAACCUGAACCACCCUCCGGAGGAGGAGAACGUCUUCCUGGCCCCACAGUUGGCACGGGCAGUGAAACCUCAUCAGAUUGGUGGGAUCCGGUUCCUAUAUGAUAACCUGGUUGAGUCCCUGGAGAGGUUUAAGACCAGUAGUGGCUUUGGCUGUAUCCUGGCCCACAGCAUGGGUUUGGGGAAAACUUUACAAGUGAUCUCUUUCAUCGACGUCCUCUUCCGCCACACGCCAGCCAAAACUGUCCUUGCCAUUGUGCCGGUUAAUACUCUUCAGAAUUGGCUGGCAGAGUUCAACAUGUGGCUCCCAGCUCCUGAAGCCCUUCCAGCUGACAACAAGCCUGAAGAAAUCCAGCCUCGGUUCUUUAAAGUUCACAUCUUGAAUGAUGAGCACAAGACAAUGGCAGCUCGUGCUAAAGUGAUGGCUGAUUGGGUGUCAGAGGGUGGGGUGCUGCUGAUGGGGUACGAAAUGUACAGACUCCUCACCCUGAAGAAAUCCUUUACCACAAGUAGACCGAAGAAAACCAAGAAACGUUCUCACCCAGUUAUCAUUGAUUUGGAUGAGGAAGAUCGGCAGCAGGAGUUUCGGAGAGAGUUUGAGAAGGCCUUAUGCCGUCCUGGUCCUGAUGUGGUGAUCUGUGACGAGGGACACCGCAUCAAAAACUGCCAGGCCAGCACCUCACAGGCCCUGAAGAACAUUCGCUCUCGCCGCCGGGUGGUGCUGACCGGGUACCCCCUGCAGAACAACCUCAUCGAGUACUGGUGCAUGGUGGACUUUGUGCGCCCAGACUUCCUUGGCACCCGGCAAGAGUUCAGCAACAUGUUUGAGCGCCCCAUCCUGAAUGGACAAUGUAUCGACAGCACGCCUCAGGAUGUCCGCCUCAUGCGGUACCGGAGUCACGUCCUGCACAGCCUCCUGGAGGGCUUUGUGCAGAGGAGAGGCCACACUGUGCUGAAGAUUCAUCUCCCUGCCAAGGAAGAAAAUGUGAUCCUGGUGCGACUCUCCAAGAUCCAGCGCGAUUUAUAUACGCAGUUCAUGGACCGCUUCCGCGACUGUGGUAGCAGUGGCUGGCUGGGGUUGAACCCCCUCAAGGCCUUCUGUGUGUGCUGCAAGAUCUGGAAUCACCCCGAUGUGCUCUAUGAAGCCCUUCAGAAGGAGAGUUUGGCCAAUGAGCAGGACUUAGACGUGGAAGAGCUUGGUUCAGCAGGAACAAGUGCCCGCUGCCCAUCACAGGGAACAAAAAGCAAGGGAGAGGAUAGUACCUUGGCCUCUGCAGUGGGAGAGGCGACAAAUACCAAGUUCCUACAGGGGGUUGGCUUUAACCCUUUCCAGGAGCGAGGCAACAACAUUGUCACAUAUGAGUGGGCCAAGGACCUUUUGACUAAUUAUCAGACAGGUGUCUUGGAGAACUCUCCCAAGAUGGUACUGCUUUUCCACCUGAUUGAGGAGAGUGUGAAGCUUGGUGACAAGAUCCUCGUGUUCAGCCAGAGCCUUUCCACCUUGGCUCUAAUCGAGGAGUUCCUAGGGAAACGAGAAGUGCCCUGUCUACCUGGUGCUGAGGGUCAAGGAGUACAGAAGUGGGUUCGAAACGUCAGCUACUUCCGACUAGAUGGUAGCACCCCUGCUUUUGAGAGGGAACGCCUCAUUAAUCAGUUCAAUGAUCCCAGCAACCUCACCACCUGGCUGUUCCUUCUCUCCACAAGAGCUGGAUGCUUGGGUGUAAAUCUGAUUGGUGCCAACCGAGUGGUGGUGUUUGAUGCUUCCUGGAACCCUUGCCAUGAUGCUCAGGCAGUAUGUCGGGUAUACCGUUAUGGCCAGAAAAAGCCCUGUCACAUCUAUCGCCUUGUGGCUGAUUUCACCCUUGAAAAGAAGAUCUAUGACCGUCAGAUUUCCAAGCAGGGCAUGUCAGAUCGGGUGGUGGAUGACCUCAAUCCGAUGCUGAACUUUACUCGGAAAGAGGUGGAGAACCUACUGCACUUUGUUGAGAAGGAGCCAGCUCCCCAAGCGUCCUUGAACAUAAAGGGGAUCAAGGAACCAGUCCUGCAACUUGCCUGUCUGAAGUACCCUCACCUCAUCACCAAGGAGCCUUUUGAGCAUGAGUCAUUGCUCCUUAACCGAAAGGAUCACAAGCUGACCAAGGCUGAGAAAAAAGCAGCAAAGAAAAGCUACGAGGAAGACAAACGUACAUCGGUCCCCUACACCCGCCCAUCAUAUGCACAGUAUUACCCUGCCAGUGACCAGAGCCUGACCAGCAUCCCCGCCUUCAGUCAGAGGAACUGGCAGCCGACACUGAAGAGUGACGAGAAGCCUGUGGCCAGUGUUCGUCCUGUACAGUCCACCCCCAUCCCCAUGAUGCCCCGGCAUGUCCCACUGGGAGGCAGUGUAAGCGCUGCCUCCAGCACAAAUCCAGCUAUGAACUUCCCAAUCAACUACCUGCAACGCGCGGGAGUCCUUGUGCAGAAGGUGGUCACCACAACAGAUAUUGUUAUUCCUGGACUCAACAGCUCCACAGAUGUACAGGCAAGAAUUAAUGCUGGUGAAAGCAUCCACAUCAUCCGUGGAACAAAAGGAACAUAUAUCCGCACGAGUGAUGGAAGAAUCUUUGCUGUCCGGGCAACUGGCAAACCAAAAGCCCCUGAGGAUGGUCGGAUGGCUGCCUCAGGUUCCCAGGGGCCUUCUCUCGAGUCCACAAGCAACGGCAGACACAGUGCCUCAUCACCCAAAGCCCCCGACCCUGAGGGGCUGGCCAGGCCCGUCUCUCCAGACAGCCCGGAAAUCAUCAGUGAGCUCCAGCAGUAUGCAGAUGUGGCUGCUGCCCGGGAAUCCCGUCAGAGCUCCCCAAGCUCCAAUGCCACCCUGCCUGGCCCCCCGGCUCAACUUGUGGACAGCAGUACUGUUCCUGGGACAGCUCUCGGGACUGAGCCUCGACAUGGGGGUCAUUGCCUCAAUAGUUCCCUCUUGGGGACUGGCCAGCCCUGUGGUGACAGGCACCCAGUGUUGGACUUAAGGGGCCACAAACGAAAGUUGGCCACACCACCUGCUGCCCAGGAGUCAACCCGCCGGCGGUCCAGGAAGGGCCAUCUGCCAGCCCCCGUGCAGCCGUAUGAACACGGGUAUCCAGUUUCUGGCGGGUUUGCCAUGCCACCCGUCUCCUUAAACCAUAACCUCACCCCACCCUUCACCUCCCAGGCUGGGGAGAACACCCUGUUUAUGGGCACUACCCCCUCCUACUACCAGCUGUCCAAUUUGCUGGCAGAUGCCCGCCUGGUAUUUCCAGUGACUACUGACCCUCUGGUGCCAGCAGGCCCCGUCAGUUCCUCUUCCACGGCUACCUCAGUCACUGCCAGCAACCCCUCCUUCAUGCUCAACCCCUCUGUACCAGGGAUACUACCCAGCUACUCACUCCCAUUCUCACAGCCACUCCUGUCCGAGCCGAGGAUGUUUGCGCCUUUUCCUUCCCCUGUCUUGUCCAGCAACCUUUCACGGGGCAUGUCUGUCUACCCAGGCUACAUGUCCCCACAUGCAGGCUACCCAGCUGGCGGCCUUCUCCGGUCCCAGGUGCCUCCUUUUGACUCUCAUGAGGUUGCUGAGGUGGGGUUUAGCUCCAACGAAGAUGAGGAUAAGGACGAUGAUGUGAUAGAGGUCACUGGGAAAUAGCUGGGGAGCCCCUCUCCACCUCACUCAGGGCCCCCAGCAGGUUGCCCACCAAGAUGGAAGGCAGCAAUCUGGGCUUUCUGAGAAUGGCGCACUUGGCAGGAGGGAAAAGGAGGAGAACAAAGAGGGGUGGUUGACCAUAGGUAGCAGGGCUCUGUUGCUGUUUAAUGAAAGAGGAAAAAAAAAAAAAUCCAACAGAGCAGCAAUAGUGGGAAAUCAGGGACCUAAAACAGGAAUGGAGGGGCAGGGCAGCCUGCCUCUCUUCCUGCCUGCCUUGCUAAUACUGUCUGCUUGCUUGCUUGCCCAUCUGAGUGUAGAAGCUCACAUCCCAUUUCUGUCUGUGGGAACAUUCUCUCCCAAGAGAACUGCCUUACUGGGUGACUUAGCUUGGCCUGGAGAGGGGAAGGGAGGGAGGGGUGGGUAAGAGAAGAAGGGUGGGCAGACUGAGAUUCCAUGUGAUGUGGAAUCUUUUUAGGGGGUGGGAAAGAAGCAGACCAGGUAUGUGUGUUUGUGCGUGUAUGUGUUUAUGUAUGUAUGUAUGUGUAUGUAACAGAUCAGGGGUGAAGGUGGGUGGGAAGGGAGGGAGGGAGGGACUAAGGGGGAAACUAAGAAAUGAAUUUAUCUUUUGUAAAAUGGAAAUCAGAGUGUGGUGGUUCAUGGCAACUAUUAGCAUAAACACCAGGGUGAGCCCAGGAGAAGAGCCAUGGAAACCACAAGUUUCCUUCCAGUUGGGUGAAGAAAAGGCCCAGCUAACCCAAGUCCCUGGUUUUCAGAGCCACAUUUGUUUUAGAAUUGGGGGAAAUUAUGAGAGAAAAUGGGCAUUACCAAGCUCUGUCUCUUUCCCCAGUGGCUGUCUCUAAGCAGAUCUCCCUUUCCAGGGCAUGAGAUUAUCUGUGUGCAGAAGCUGGGAGAAGCACUGUGGUGUGUGAAUGAGAGGUCAUGGAGUUGUGGCCAGAAAAGACAUUCUUCACAAGGAUGGAACUGAGUUCAAGCUGCCUGUUCUGGUGGCUUUUCUUUCCUUUCCUUCCCCAUUAGAGAGCUCCAUGUUAAUUUAUUUCUUAUGGGCAAUUAUUUAUUAUUUGGACUCUUCAUGUGUUUUAGUUCUUUUUGGGGGGUGGGUGGGAGGGGAGGUUAGGGUAAGGAGGGUAAGAGAUGGGAAGAGAAAUGUUAAGAUAUCUCACACCCCAUAGCUGCUGGUGAAUAAAUCCUGGGUAGAUGAUGAAUUGACCAAGGAAUGAGAGUUAGUCUUGACAAAGGUUUACACUAAACAACUAUGUUUUCAGGAAAUGGCCUCUCAGGAUGAUCAGGAAAUCCUGUGACUGGAUAGUUAGUAGGGGUGAGACUCAUUCCACAGUUAUCAGAACUUAGGAUCAUGGAUUUGCAAUGGGGAGGUAAGCGACCCCAAAUUUGGAGCUGUGUCCUCCUGGGGUAAACUUGGAGGCAGUCUCUGUAUGCUGAAUAGUGAAGCUAUGUAUAGGUGGCGCUGGGUUGAGGAAACAGACUUUUGAUUUCCUGCUGGGAAAUGUCUUGGCCUCCUCAGCCUGUCAGAUAAUCAAUGUGGGUCUGGUGUCUCCUCCCUCCAUCCUUCUUUUUGAAGGAAUGUGGAGGAGGCAUUCCUCUGUAGGCCUUAAAUCAUCUAAAAAGAAUAUAUCAAUCAUUCUGGGUCUCCCCUUUCUUGUUGCCAGUGCUGGGCACAGAGGGGCAUCUAGUCUUUAAGCAUAAACAAUGGCUGUCUUCCUAUUGGUUCCCCCACUACUGAGACCUUGCUGGGCAGUUCUUUAUGAUGAACAAACCCUGUCUGACUUUAGAGCUUUACCACCUACCCAUGGGUCCCUCUUCACUGGGCAGCUGUUACACCUGCCUCUUUUCAGCCCUUGGAGACAGGUUAGCCAGCUCACCCCUUGUAGUAGCUGCUUCUUCAACUCUUCUGACCAGCCAUUUCCAUGGUUGGAGGGCCUUAGAGCAAUCUGGGGUAUUAUCCCCAAAGAAGAGACAAGGAUAUGGCUGGUGUGUGUGUGUGUGUGUGUGUGUGUCUAUGUGUCUGUGUGUGCGUGUGUGUGCGUGCUGUUCACUUACACCAAAAGUGGAACUUAAGGAGCUUGCUUUCUGUUUUCAUAAGCACCCUGUCAAACACUUAACUCUCCUACUCAUAGAAGCCUUAGAUCUACAAUUUAGCUAUGCAAAUUAUUUUAAUAAUUUAAAAAAGCAGUUCCAACCAGUGCUUUCUCUUUCAGAUGCAUCCCAAGAAUGAAUGGUAAAUGGAUUAAGUUGGAGUGGGCUUUCAGGUUGAGGCUGGUGCAAUAGGAGUAAGCUAGCCUGGAUCUCCAAUUUGCAGAGCCCACUCACAACCUGGGCUACCACUGAUGCUUCUAAGGCCCCAGAGCACUGGGAUCCCAGAGAGAGAGAGAAAGAGAAAGAGAGAGAGAGAGAGAGAGAGAGAGAGAGAGAGAGUGUGUGUGUGUGUGUGUGUGUUUAGGGAAGGAGAGGUAUUUCUGUGUUCACCUCUAGGAAUUCACAGUAGCAGGCUCUGAGAAUCCAAAAACUAUCCCAGCAAGGAACUGAAACCAGUCACUGGAGGGGUGGCCUUCUGAAGGUAUCAGGAAAUGAAUGGGUGUUCUGAGAGGCAAUUUGUGCUUGUUCUCUACCCACUGGUUCCUUGGGCUGGUCUUGCUUCAAUUCAGGAGAGGCCAUAGUUUUGUGAGUCUGAUCUGGCUAGACAAUGUGUACAGCUUAUAUUGUGUAAGGGGGUAAGGGUUGGAUCAUGGAAAAUUAGAUUCUACUGGUUCCAUGGUUUGUUUGGGGGUUGUUUGUUUUAAUGAGCCUGGAAACAUUUCUCUGACCUUUCUGCUCUCUGUUUUUGUGUGCUGGUAGGUAAGCGUGCAUGCACACCAAACAUGAGCAUAUAUGUGAGGAAAGCAGAAAAUGUCUGAGAACCUAAGAACCAUGUUCUAUAGUUUUUUUCAUCAGAAACACUUGGUGGUGCCUUCCACCAAACACACAGGCCUGAGUAAGGAAAGGAUGGUGAUAUGAAAGAGGGCAAAAGAUUAGGCCUAGGUAUUUUCCUUCACUGUUGUCUUACACAGAAUGUUUUCAAGAGCUGGAUUAGCCUAAAUCCUCAGCCUAGAAAGUAUUUAAUGAUUCAGGAUUAUCAUUUGUAGUAAUGUUUGAUUUCCUUUUCUCAGUAUCUUUUUAGAUAAAAAUUCAACAGAGAUAAAUUAGCCAUUUAUGUGAGAAGUGACCAUGUUGGAUUCAGAGCUGUUUCUUCAGAUUAAAUAUCUGCAAAAUUCUCCGCCCCCCCCCCCUUGAGUUCUGCUUCUUAAGAUAGAAUCUUAAGCAUCUUCUGACUUAAGGAUAACUCUGGUCUUUGGAACUCUCUUCCCUAGGAACUAGUGCAUGGAAUCUCUAUAUACUUGUGAUUCACAAUAUGAAAAUUUCCCGCUCCAGGGAAUGAAGCAAAUAGUUGGGGUAACAGUUUGCUGAUAGGUUGAAACAGUCAACCAAACUUCAGCAGUCUGGGUGGGACUGUCACUCCCAAAGCUGUUAGCAGAGCAAGGCUCUCUGCUUCAGUCUGUUCCUGCCUGGCAUUGCUCUGGAACUAAGUCCUCAACCCAUGGGGAAGUUCUUCUGGGGCUUUACAUUCCUCGUCCCCAUUUUUCCUGGCCAUGACCCUCUCAAGCUUCCCGGUUCCCUGUGAUUCCACAGAAGACCAGCUUCUCCUUUCUGAGCCAUUGCCUCCUCUGCACCCAACUCAGUAGCUCUUCACCCACCAAAAUUCCUGAGAGAAGAGCUCCUUCCCCCAGUGGACCCCCAGGAGACUUACUGGCCCUCUGCUGACUGUUCCCAAGAAAUCCACACCUUGAGGUCUGUCUGAGAAUACUGUGCUCUCCACUCACCUUCAGACUCCCCUCCUACUGACUCUUUGCCCUAUGUGUUCUGCCGUAACCCUUAAUGUCUGUUCUGUGCCACUGGCUUGGUCCUAGGCCUUUAAUGAAUACCUGACUUACGAUGAACUUCCUGAGCAGGCAGUAUCCAACUUCUUUGCUCUUCAGGGACCUGAGUCUACUCCUUUUCUCUCGAGGGUCUAUUUGAUACAGUAAUCUAGUGCACUGGGAAGAGGUGGCUAGGCAGGCUGCAGAGUCUAGUGCCUGGGGCUGGGGGAGAUUUAGGUACUCUCUGUUACCACUACUGGGAAAAUAUUCAGAAGAGAGGGGACCUCAUACUGUGACCUGACCCAGGACCGUCCUCCCCUGGAAGAGAGCUCAGCCCAGGUUUUGUGUGGGUGUGUGGGUGUGUGGGUGUGUGUGUGUGUGUGUGUGUGCGUGCGGCAGUGUAUGUGUGUGGCAGUGUAUGUGUGCACAGGUAUUCUUAUGUGCACGUGGUGUAAACUGACUUAUCUGGUUGUGUUACUCAGGGUGGGCUGGGGACUCAUGGGAAGAAUCCCCUCAGCCUGCCCAAGACUGUUUUUUUUCCUGUACCCUCUCCAGAGGGGUCAGGGGAAGGGGGUCCAGGUGGGUAGAGGGGGUUGCAAUGGAUAACCACUAAGGCCACACUGUUGCCAGGAGGAGUGGGGGGAGAUGAGGUGGCCCCAGGGACCUGGCACCUGGCUUUGGUUUUCCGUCUUCUUUCCUCAGGACGCCCCCUGAGGCUUGGGACCUGCGCCUGGCUUUGAGGAGCAUCUGUAGCUGGGUGCUCCAGCUGCUGGUGUGAUCAUGGGCUUCCCUCCUCUCUCAGCAGGGCAGGUGCUCCUGCCCCAGAGACUGGGCAACUGGCUGUUUCUAUGACGUAUUUAUUUUUACUUGUGUUUCAUGUCACUUUUUUAAAAAAGCAAACAGAACAAUUGUAAGUCAGUAUAACUGCCUAUCAGUUUUCUUUAUUUCUCUUUUUGUAAAAUAAAAUUUAAACUGAAGAA